Penicillium olsonii is the source of this 1557-nucleotide messenger RNA. The record is from the annotation of a GenBank genome assembly. NCBI's taxonomy places the organism in Eukaryota, Fungi, Ascomycota, Eurotiomycetes, Eurotiales, Aspergillaceae.
AUGGCCACCACACUCCUUAAUUCAGAUCUGCCUGUGGCCUCGGAGGCCCGCAGCAAUUGGGUUGUACAGAAAUUUGGCGGCACCAGUGUCGGCAAGUUUGCUCUUAAUAUCAUUGAGCAGGUCAUUCAACCCAGUUUGGCUGAGAGCAGAGUCGCUGUUGUUUGCUCUGCAAGAAGCAGUUCUACUAAAGCCGAGGGCACCACGAACCGGCUAUUGCGAGCAGCGCGCGACGCUGAAAACUCCCAUUCACGCCAAUAUGAGUCAUUGGUGGAGGCCGUUCGCUUGGAGCAUAUCCAAGUCCUUCAAGACCAAGUCAAGUCGGUCGAAUUAAGAGACCAAGUGAUCGCGGAUAUCACUGAAGAGUGUGGGCGAGUAUUGAAGGUACUCGAGGCCGCCCAAACCCUGGGCGAGAUUAGCGCUCGCUGUGUGGACAAGGUGAUGAGUGCUGGUGAGAAGCUCAGCUGUCGAGUCAUGGCCGCUCUCCUGCAAGAUCGUGGGGUGGAUUCACAAUACGUGGAUCUGUCCGAGAUCAUCGAUUUCCCUAUUGGCAGCAAAGGGCUCGAUCAAGACUUCUAUAACAACCUGGCAGCGGCCUUUGGUGCGAAGGUCGAGGCCUGCGGACACCGAGUGCCUGUCAUGACCGGAUACUUUGGUACCAUCCCCGGUGGUCUGCUGGACCAGAUCGGCCGAGGAUAUACCGAUCUUUGCGCCGCCUUGGUUGCCGUUGGCACGCAUGCGAAGGAGUUGCAGGUAUGGAAGGAAGUUGAUGGUAUCUUCACUGCGGACCCUCGCAAAGUACCCACCGCUCGCCUUCUGGCCGCUAUCACCCCCGCCGAGGCCGCCGAAUUGACUUUCUAUGGAUCAGAAGUCAUCCACCCCUUCACCAUGGAGCAAGUCAUUCGCGCCAAGAUCCCCAUUCGUAUCAAGAAUGUGAUGAACCCCAGGAACCGGGGAACCAUUAUCUUCCCAGACUCUGUGGCUGAACUGGAGAGAACCACUCCGGGCCAUGAUCCCCGUCUGUUCCGCACUCGGAGUCCCAGUCUGAUGCAGACCCCCAAGCGGCCGACAGCAGUCACCAUCAAACACAAUAUUCUGGUGAUCAACGUGCAUUCCAACAAGCGAUCGCUCUCUCACGGUUUCUUUGCGGGGAUUUUCUCUGUCCUGGAUAAGUGGCGCCUGUCAAUUGACCUGAUCUCGACCAGCGAGGUCCACGUGUCCUUGGCCCUUCACUCCGAGGCGCCCCUCCUGAACGGCAAUGGAAGGGAUGAGUACCAGGUCAUCGAUGACGAUCUGAAAGGGGCCCUGAAUGACCUGGGGCGGUACGGAACUGUAGAUAUCAUUCCUGAGAUGGCCAUCCUCAGUUUGGUCGGCAAACAGAUGAAGAACAUGACCGGCGUUGCCGGCCGUAUGUUCACUACACUUGGGGAGAACAGUGUCAAUAUCGAGAUGAUCUCGCAAGGAGCCAGUGAGAUCAAUAUUUCGUGCGUCAUCGAAGAACGCGACGCCGACCGGGCCCUGAACAUGAUCCAUACCAGCAUGUUCACCUUCUUGGACUAA